This is a messenger RNA of Rotaria sordida, 1260 nucleotides long. The record is from the annotation of a GenBank genome assembly. Lineage: Eukaryota; Metazoa; Rotifera; Eurotatoria; Philodinida; Philodinidae.
AUGGAUCGAUUUCUAAGUAUAUUUCAAUUGUUAGUCAUUUUUGGUUUAUUUUUCUCUUUUAUUAAUGGACAAAAUAACCAAAUUAAAUGUUGGUCUUCAUCAACAGUAUAUAAAAUUUCCUCUCUUAAUGAUAAUAAUACUAAUUGGGAAAUUAAUUCUACUGAAAUAGAACUUGUAAAAGAAUGUCAUCUAUCAUUUGUACAAAAAAUUACUAAUAAGGCAUGUUCUGCAUUAGCAAUUUCAUCUUUGAGACAACCAUCAUUUGCACAAAAAUAUGGUUAUGGAUUUUUAGCAGUUUUUAUCAUAAGUGCUCUUUCAUUAGCUGGUUUUAUAGCAUUUCCAUUAAUGAAAAAACCUUAUUAUAAAUAUUUAAAUGCUUUUUUUACUGCACUUGCUGUUGGAACGCUUUUUGCUGAUACUGCAUUUGAACUAUUACCUGUCAUUAUUGAAUAUGGUUUAACAUCAUCUCACCUACAUCAACAUGGUCGAUUAAUAGUAAAUGAACAAUUGAGUGGAAAAAUACAAAUACCUAUUUUUCUUUGGCAAAUGGUUAUUCUUGUUCUUACUGCUUAUGUAUUUUAUGUUAUUGAACUUAUCAUACACGCUUUCAUGCAUCAUCGACAUCAUCAUGCAAAAGAUUCAUAUGGUCUUAAUGAAUUUUCAACACCUGAAAGGAGUGAAUUACCGAGUGAAACAUUAUCAAAAUCAAAUGGUAAUCUUCCAACUAUUUCUACUAAUACUUUACCUAAUUUGACUAUAGCGGCUGACGAACGACAAACAAAAAGUACCGGUUGGAUGAUAAUUAUUGGUGAUGGUAUUCAUAAUGUAGCUGAUGGUCUUGCUAUUGGAGCAGCUUUUUCUGAAAAUAUUAUGUUUGGUGUGACAACAGCAGUUGCUAUUGCAUGUCAUGAACUACCAACUGAACUUGGUGAAUAUAUGGUUUUAAUUGAAUCAGGUUUUACACUUCGUCGAGCACUUCUUUUCAAUUUUAUUUCGGCUUGUACAGCUAUUAUUGGCUUUUUUAUCGGAGCUAGUGCCGCUCAAAAUGAAGCUGCUCGUACAUGGAUUUUUGCUAUUACUGCUGGUACAUUUGCUUAUAUUGCACUGGUUGAUUUAUGGCCAACAUUGAUGCCUCGCACAACUAAAUUUGAUUGGAUUCGAUUUAUUUGUGUUACGUUCGGAUAUUUAUCAGGUGUUUUAAUUAUGUUUAUUUUAACUAUCUUUGAAGAACAAAUUGUAAGGUCAACAGGAGGAAAUUAA